AGAAUAUUGGCGGCUCGCUGCAUUGACGUGGUGCUGCCGUGUCUCAUGCCUGAGCCGCCGGGGCCUGGAUACUCUAUCCUUGAAAUAUCUUCCGUUGUCCCUGCGCGCCGAUCUCUCUGCACCGCUGCACCUCCACCGCUCCCCUCCCGAACCCUGCAAGAUUUCUGCAUUUUCCCACAUUCCUAGCACACCUCACAAUCACCACCCACCGCCAUGCCCAAGGAGAACAGGAAACGCGGCCGCCGCGAAGAGGAGAAGAAGCGCAAGCGCGACGGCCAUGACGACGAUGCCACCCACAAGCGCCACAAGAAGUCGUUUGACGGCCAGCAGGAGUUCGCUCCGUUUGACAACGAGCAGCAGUACUUCGAGGGCCUCGAUGGCGUCCCCCACCCGGAGGAGAUGCCCUACUACGGCCAGCUGGACGAGGAGGAGCAGGAGUACUUCAAGCGUGCCGACGAGCUGCUCGAAAUGAACCAAUUUGAAGGACCCGAAGAGCGCGCAUUGUUUCUCGAGAAUGUGUACCAGGAAGCCGAGGAGAAGGAGCUGAAAAUCGCAAAUAGCCAGUCAUGCUCGCGACUGAUGGAGCGACUGAUUCUGCUCUCGACGCCAGCCCAGCUCAAGUCGCUUUUCCAGAAAUUCAACGGACACUUCUUGAACCUCGUACAACACCGAUUCGCUUCUCACUGCUGCGAGGCCCUGUUCAUACACGCAGCUCCGAUGGUCACACAGGAGAUGGUUGCACCGCUGGAGGACCUGACCUCGUCCGACCCAAAUGAAAUUGUGGCAUCAAUGGAGAACCUGUACCUCUUCGCUAUAAACGAGCUCGAAGGCUACUUGGGCUACCUCAUGACUCACCCCUAUGCAUCACAUACUCUGCGUGUCCUUCUACUCGUACUAGCCGGUCUCCCCUUCUCCCAAUCGAGUAAAAAGUCGCCUGUCCAGAGCAAGAGGAAAGAGAAAGUUGGUGUGGCCGGAGUGGAGAGGUCCAAGGGACUCACCCUCGAGAAGCGGACAGUGCCAGAGGCUUUCACUAGCGCAUUGGAGAAGAUCAUCAAUGAUAGCGUCUCUGGGCUUGAUACCACCUAUCUUCGAGCACUGGCACUACAUCAAACUGGAAAUCCUACUCUACAGCUUCUCCUCCAACUAGAGCUAUCGGAAUUUGGGAAACAGAGAGCCAAGGACGAGAACUCGAUAAUGCACCGACUGCUUCCCGAUGGCCCAAUUGCAGAGGGCACGGAAAGCGCAUCAUUUAUCAGUGGCCUCAUAUAUAGCCCUAUCGGCUCUCGACUACUGGAGACCAUCAUCGAGUUUGCACCUGGUAAAACUUUCAAGGCCUUAUAUCGCGAGUUCUUCAAAGAUCGAAUGGGAAGUCUAGCCAGAAACGAGAUCGCGGGAUAUGUGGUGGGCAAGAUUCUCGAACGGCUAAGUAAGGAAGAUCUAGAAGAAGCGAUGCAUCUAAUUGUGGAGCAAAUACCCGGGCUCGUGGACCGAAACAGAACAGUCGUCAUCAAAACCUUAAUCGAACGUUGUACAAUCCGCGGCGUAUCCACCGUACCUAUUGCUGCACAACUAGAAGCAGGAUACAGCGGCGUGAACGGAUUUGAAAUAUCGCGCCUCCUGAAACUCGGCGGCGAGGCGCCUUCAGAGGAUGGCAAGAAAUCGUCGGAAUCAACUUCACAUCAAUCGCAUCCCGACAAACUCCACGGCUCACUUCUCGCACAGGCUAUGCUUGCUGUCCCUGGUCCACUCAGUAACCUAAUAUUUGACUCUCUAGCCCGUGUAGGAUCAUCUCUGUCGCUUCAGAUCGCACGCGACCCCACCGCGUCCCGGGCACUACAGGCAGCCCUAACCUCACCCACUGCAACGAUCAUCUUCCGCCGUAAGAUUAUCCAGCAAUUCUACGGACAUAUCGCUGAAAUGGCGCUCGACCCUGCUGCUUCGCAUGUCAUUGACUCGGUGUGGGAGGGAACACACGGACUUGCUUUCAUCCGGGAGCGUCUUGCAGAGGAACUGGCUGAGAACGAAGCAGCGAUGCGCGAGAGUUUCGUAGGCCGCGCAGUUUGGAGGAAUUGGAAAAUGGACCUGUACAAGAGGCGGAGAGGAGAUUGGGUGAAAGAGUCACGGACAAGCGCAGGAAACGAAGGAUUCCAGUCCUUCCCGGAGCCUAAUGGGGAUGCGAAGAAGGAGGCAGAGAGAGGUGGCAAGCACCUUUCAGCGAUUGAGCUGGCCAGACAGAAGUAUGCUGCCAGUAAGAAGCAAAAGGAAAGAGAAGCAAAGACAACGGAAAAAGAGUUGCAUAAAUCAGCCAAGGGGAAGGGGAAGGCUGCGGUGACGGCGUAAAAUGGAGAACUUAAUGAGAGGUUUACACAGACACCAACCUUGUAGGAGUACAAAGGCGGAACAUUAGGCGGUGAAGCGGCAGAAAAAUAAUUAUACUUUUUUUCGUUCGCGAUGUCGCAAUCGUAUCCACUUCUCUCUCUAUCGUUAUUCAUUGUUCCACG
Molecule: messenger RNA, 2501 nt
Organism: Mytilinidion resinicola
Lineage: Eukaryota; Fungi; Ascomycota; Dothideomycetes; Mytilinidiales; Mytilinidiaceae
Product: ARM repeat-containing protein
Exons: 2
Coding region: 214-2340 (708 amino acids)
Biological process (GO): endonucleolytic cleavage to generate mature 5'-end of SSU-rRNA from (SSU-rRNA, 5.8S rRNA, LSU-rRNA); ribosomal small subunit export from nucleus; endonucleolytic cleavage in ITS1 to separate SSU-rRNA from 5.8S rRNA and LSU-rRNA from tricistronic rRNA transcript (SSU-rRNA, 5.8S rRNA, LSU-rRNA)
Cellular component (GO): nucleolus; preribosome, small subunit precursor; 90S preribosome
Molecular function (GO): RNA binding
Source: RefSeq, a predicted model, not a curated record